AUGAGUCAGCACAGAGAGCAAGAGCCUAUUGCCAUUAUUGGCGCAGCUUGCCGCCUUUCAGGCGAAGCUACAUCACUUGGAAGGUUAUGGGAUAUGAUCAGCCAUGGCAGAAAUGCCCAUGGGAAGGUUCCAGCUUCGCGGUGGGACGCCGAUGCCUGGUAUCAUCCCGACCCUGAUCGUAAAGGAUCUAUUAGCGUCACUCAUGGCUAUUUUCUGGAGCAAGAUGUAUCCCUAUUCGAUGCGCCAUUCUUUUCAAUGACGGCAAAGGAAGCCGCUGGUAUGGAUCCAAUGAAAAGAAUGCUGUUAGAAGUUAGCUAUGAAGGAUUUGAAAAUGCUGGCAUCCCUGUCGAUACGCUCAUGAACUCUCAAACUGGAGUGUAUGUCGGAUGUAUGACGAGCGAUUACGAGCAGUUGUCAACACAUGACAUAUAUGACGUAGGUGAUGUUGCAGCAUCUGGGAUGAGUGAGGCCAUGAUCGCAAAUCGAGUAUCGUGGUUUUUUGGAUUGAAAGGUCCGAGCCUCACACUUGAUACAGCCUGUUCAUCAAGCUUAUACGCACUACAUCUGGCAUGUCAAUCUUUGAAACUAAGAGAAACCAACAUGGGACUGGUAGCUGGGGUCAACCUAGUUCUACAUCCAAAUUUCAUGCAUCAACUCUCAUCAAUGCAUAUGCUAAGCCCCGAAGGCAUCUCCCAUUCCUUUGACUAUCGAGCAAAUGGUUACGGCCGAGGUGAAGGCAUCGGCUGCCUCAUUGUGAAAAGACUUGAAGACGCACUACGAGACGGCGAUACAAUUAGGGCCAUCAUCCGUGGCACGGGCACUAACGCAGACGGGAAGACGCCAGGAAUCACACAACCAAGCCCAGAAGCACAAGCCCAGUUGAUCAAAAGCACAUACGAAGCAGCAGGCCUUUCUUUCUCGGAUACCCAAUACUUUGAAGCCCAUGGCACAGGCACUCCUCUCGGUGAUCCUGUUGAGCUUUCAGCAAUUGGGGCAACUCUUGGGGUUGGGCGCAGAGCAGAAUGCGGUCCACUGUAUAUCGGCAGUAUCAAAGCGAACGUGGGCCAUACCGAAGGUUGCUCCGGCCUGGCUGGUGUCCUUAAGUCAAUCUUAUGUUUGGAAAAGGGUAUUCUUGUGCCUACUGCCGGCGUUGAGAAGUUGAACCCCAAGCUAAAGCUCUCCGAAUGGAACCUUGCUCUGCCUUCGGAGAACAUGGCUUGGCCAUCCAAAGGCCAACGCCGUAUCAGCGUUAAUUCCUUCGGGUUCGGUGGUGCUAACGCCCACGUAAUCCUGGAUGAUGCAUAUAAUUAUAUGCGAAUACGUGGGCUACUUGGAAACCAUGCUACGAGGACUUUCGAAGACGACUCAUCCGAAUCUGGAAUCAGUAUAGGAUCCGACUCACCUAGGCAGGAUGUCAACAAAAGGCUUUUCGCUUUCAGUUCGAGAGAUCAAAACGGUAUUGAGAGGCUUUCUCCACUCUACAAUGAGUUUCUGUCGAAUAAAGAGGCGACAUCAAGUACCAGAUUCUUGGCAGACCUUGCGCAUACCCUCUCAGGACGGCGUACCCAUUUCGAAUACCGCACUUUUGCAAUAGCAGAGUCUGUCUUGGACUUGCAAAAUCAGAUGUCGAAAGGCUUGCCAAAGUUGAAGCGCGGCUCAAAGCAUGACAAUCCGAUCUUUGUCUUCACUGGUCAAGGAGCUCAAUGGCCCUCUAUGGGUGUGCAGCUUCUUAACAACUGCAUCUUCAGGACGAGUUUACACAAGUCACAAGUUUUACUCGAGCACUAUGGCUGUUCUUGGGAUUUGAUUGAUGAACUAUCAAAAACCGCAGACUCCAAUGUCGAUCUUCCGCAGUAUAGUCAAGUGUUGUGUACGGUGCUUCAAAUAGGUCUAGUAGACUUACUUAGGGCUUGGGGGGUUACUCCCAAGGCCGUAGUGGGUCAUUCAAGCGGUGAAAUAGGUGCGGCAUAUGCUGCUGGUCUUCUUUCUCGAUGUAACGCGGUUAAAGUUGCAUAUCUUCGAGGGGUUUGCUCUGCCAAAGUUGCCGACAUGGUAAGCCCGCGGAAGGGUGCCAUGCUCGCAGCUGGUAUCUCAGAAGAAGAGUCAGCUGCCUAUCUGAAGCGAGUGCCGUCCGGAUCAGUCGUGGUAGCAUGUGUCAACAGUCCGUCAAGCGUAACCUUAUCUGGAGACAUUGAUCAUAUUUCUACCUUAUGCGACCUGAUUAAUUCAGACGGCAAGUUUGCCAGGCUUCUCAAGGUAAAGACGGCUUAUCAUUCUCCACAUAUGGCAACUGUUGCCCAAGAGUACAUGGAUCGCAUGGGCGUCAUUAUUCCCCUUGCUGACGAAGACCAAAUCGCACCAAUGUUCUCAUCUCUUACUGGCGACUUAGUCACUUCAAGAGACCUAGAUGGGGCAUAUUGGAUGCGGAAUAUGUGCGAGCAAGUCGGUUUCUCAAAGGCCAUGAGUAACUUGCUGAAUUAUGUCCCAAGUUCAUUGCAAGGUCGGGGUCGUAACAGAACACCAUGGAGCUCCUUCAUUGAAAUUGGCCCUCACGGCGCGUUACAAAGCCCGGUCAAGGAAAUUGUGAAAGCAAGCCAGAGCAAGGCUGCUAAAGAUGCAAGUUAUCUAUCAGCCAUCACCCGUGGGAAAGACGCCGAGACUACAAUACUUGAAUUAGCGGGCAAGCUUUGGGUUUCAGGGCACAGCAUUGAUCUCCAAAGAGUCAAUGGAAUUAUUCCCGAAUCAUUACCCGUAUCCCUGCCAGAUUUACCGCCAUAUCCGUGGAAUCAUGGCAAACAAUAUUGGCAUGAAUCUAUGACAGCCCGCUCAAAUAGAUUCCCAAGUGGCCCGUGGACAGACCUACUUGGAGUGCCAGUCGCUUUGCAAAAUCCCAUGGAGCCUAGGUGGCACAACUACCUACGUAUCUCGGAGAACCCAUGGAUCGAAGACCACAAAAUAACGGGAACUACAUUGUAUCCGGCAGCUGGUAUGAUUGUGAUGGCCAUAGAGGCUGCAAUACAGUUGAAAGAACCAAGCAGGACCAUUAAAGGAAUUACAUUCAGCGAUUUGAAGUUUGAACGUGGUCUGGUAGUACCUUCCAGAGAUCAGGCAGUAAAAACAGAAAUCAGCAUGCGGCCUGACAAUACGCAGAAUCACACGUGGUUAUUCACAGUUUUUUCAACAAUAACAGCGGGGACUUGGACAAAACACUGUCAUGGAUCUCUUACACUCGAGUAUGAUGGCGAAGACAGCAAAGGUUUGAUCUCAUCUAAAACAUGGAACGAUCUUGCUCCCGACUGGAAGGAAACCGAGAGCCAAAUAUCUAAGAACGUUGACAUGGAUGAUUUCUAUGACGAUCUUGAAUCAAUUGGUGUCGAGUAUGGACCAUCAUUCAGGAACGUUCGCCAAGCCACUGCCAUUGUUGGGGAGCAUUCUGUUUUCGGGUCGAUCAGCAUUCCGGACACUCUAUCAAUAAUGCCAUAUAACUUUGAAUUUCCUCAUCUUAUCCAUCCGGCCACUAUGGACGCCAUAUUUCAUCUUCUUUUCAUCGCAUUCUCAGAUGGAAAGCCUUUAGCAGAAGCCGCAGUACCAUACACGUUAAAACAGAUGUAUAUUUCCACGGACCUGCCACAGGGCCAUGGAAGUAUCUUUACGGGGUACGCCAAACUGAUAAGGACUGAUGGCCGAGAGACAUCCGGUGACUUGAUUGUAUCGGACGAGAGCCGGGUGUGUCCCAAAAUCGUUGUACACGACUUUGCUUUAAGGCAGGUAACAUCAUCCCAAGAGUUUUCUGUGUCAAGGGAUGACGCUGCCCAAAAGGUCUGCGCAAAUGUCAGAUGGAAAGAAGAUGUUGAUUCAACCGCCUCGGAUUUGCUAUCCGACUUUCAAACCACACACACCGCCAAUUGCGGUUUUGAAAGUAAUGAGAAGGUCUCAUACGCUCUCCUUGAACUUAUGAACAGAAUGGGACACAAAAAGCCGAACUAUGACACUGUUUUAUUUGUCGCCAGCGCAACGGAAACGUCCAGAUCAAUGCUUCAAGGCAUUUUUCGGAUGCUAGGUACAGGCCAGAAAACUGGUAUAAGAGCGCCCAGCAAAUUUCUAAUCAUAGCUAUGACGCUUGAAGCCAAAAGCCUGGUUGAGACAAUCUCAACGGCCCAUGAGGCUCUUAUCGAUGUCAAGACUUGGGAUCCUCAGUCAAAGGAGCCAUCGCCAUUCUCGGAACAACAAUUCGAUAUAGUGUUGGGAGUUGACACAUCCUAUCAGACAAUUUGCAACUCUUCUAUUUUAUCGCAUUUGUAUGAAACAGUGCGUCCAAAUGGAUUUAUUGGGAUGAUCCAUCCCCUUGCAAAUACGGCUCUGAGAGACAAUGUUCUAGAAUUGUUGAGAUCCUUUGGAUUAGAAUUCAAGAUCACUGUGAUGGAUGAAUCAGCAGAGCAAUCGAUGGUUCUUGCUAGCAAACCUCUAAUAAAAAGUACGAGGUCAAUUCCGGAGCAGGUUGUAAUUCUUCAUGGCUCACAGCCUACGCUUCAGGCUCAGACCAUGGAAAUGAACUUAGCCAAUCGCCUAAGAGCGUUAGGCUGCGAUAUUUAUGUGGCAACACUUGAAACAUUCCAUGAUUUUCAUGGAAAGCACAUCAUAUCGUUGCUCGAGGUUGACAAGCCUUUCGUUUAUCAAUGGUCAAAAGAACAGUUUGCAAAUUUCAAGCGGCUGAUAUCUAAUGCGAACCAUCUGCUUUGGAUAAGCCGAGGUGGUGUUCUGCAGAAUUGGGAAGGUGGCUUGGAAUUCGCUCCUUCUCAGGGGCUUCUUCGAGUGAUGCGUACGGAAUACCCUCACAUCAUCCUGCCACACCUUGACCUAAGCAGAACGUCAGACAUAAGCUCGGAAACAACCAUCAACAAUGUUUUGAAUGUCUGGACGUCUUCCUUUUACGAACAGCAAGUUUCACUCGAGAUGGAAUAUGCAGAACUUGACGGCUCUCUUUUCAUUCCCCGGUUCACAGAAGAUGAGGAUAUCGAUACAGAUCUGUCCUCCCACAACCAAAAUCUCAAACCCAUCCGAGGACCGUUGGAUAAUAAGGUCCCCCGAAUGCUUGCCCAGGAAGACGAGGGCCUGGUAUGGGUCACUGAUGACAAGAUUCUUCAACCUCUUGGUCGAAGAGAGGUUGAGAUAUGUGUGGAAUAUGCAACCAUAAAACAGAGCGCAGGAGGUUCUACGGAAAGCCAGUCCCACCCAUAUAACGUCUCGGUUGUUGUUGGGGUGAUUGAGUCCAUAUCAACUGAGGUUACAUCGCUUCAAGUUGGGCAACGCGUGAUUGCUCUACAGUCAGGCCCGUGUCGCAACAGAAUUCGCUCGAACGAAAUGCGCAUUCGACAACUGCCUCAGGAUAUCCAACCAGAAGAAGCAGCCGCCACUCUCCCUGCUUUGAUUGCAAGUCAAUAUACGUUGUUGGACGUGGUUAGACUUGAAAGCGACCAGACCCUGUUCAUUCAUGGCGCUGAAUCAGUAAUCGGUCAGGUCGCCAUCCAGCUCGCCCACUUGGUGGGUGCCAAAGUUUUCGCUGUCGUCAGUGGAGUUCUUGACAGGCAACUAUUCGGCAAGCUUCAUGGCAUUGGCCAGGAUCGCAUCUUUGGAAGCGUUACAAGAAGCUGUAGGACCGCAGUCUUGGAAAUGACAAAUGGGCGUGGUGCUGACGUGAUCCUCAACUGCGGUCCAUAUUCUUCCCCAGCUGAAUGUUUGGAUUGUCUCGCAGACUUUGGUGUCUUUGUGGAUCUAAACAAUGGGCCAGGUUCUCGAAAACUGACGGCGGAACCUGACCGGAACCUUACUAUUGUAAAGGCCGACACCUUUCAACUGCUUCGGGCGAAGCCUGCACUUUCGCAGCGCUUGUUCAACAAAUCUGUCGACUUGAUUGAGAAGAGAAAAGUCUCACCAGUAAAAGCUGUGACUGUCAGAUCAAUAAGCACCUUAGAAGUUAGCGGUAUGGAUAACAUUCAGGAGUCUGUCUUCAGAUUUAACGAGAACUCCCUGGUUCUUAUUCGACCAACACGACUGCCUGAACUUCAUCUUGACUCUAAAGCAACCUACGUUAUUGCUGGAGGCCUUGGUGCUUUGGGCCUACAGAUUGCUGAGAUGAUGUUUCAACACGGGGCUGGUCAUAUUGUUUUCCUUUCUCGAUCUGGAGGUGAAAAGAGCCAAGAGGUGUUGGGUGACUUCCGCAACCGAGGGUUGAAAGUGGACGCUUUCAAAUGCGAUGUCACCGAUGCUUCCCAAGUCGAAGAAGCAGUACGGGCCGUGACAUGGCAAGGGGGCUUGAUAAAAGGAGUUAUACAAAGUGCAAUGGUUCUAGAAGAUGCAAUUUUUGAGAAUAUGUCCUACGAGCAAUGGCAGAAAUCAACGCGCCCAAAGAUUCAAGGCACAAUGAACUUGCACGACUGUAUGCCCAAAGACGUGGACUUUUUCAUUCUACUCUCUUCUAUAACAUGUGUCAUUGGAAAUGCAGCGCAGUCCAACUAUGCUGCGGGCAACACUUUUGAGGAUGCCUUUGCCCAUUAUCGUCGAGCUCACGGUCAGGCGGCUACAGCGAUUGAUGUCGGGCUUGUGACCGACUCAGCGCACUUCCUUGGGGACUUUGAUAUGGACGCUUAUCUUCAGAUGUACGAACACCGUUGGGAAGGUCUCCAGACAACGCAACGAGAUCUGGAUAUUGUGUUAAGAGCAGCCAUGCGGGGUCAAACUGCCAAUGGACAAGCGAUUAAGCCUCAAAUUGUACUGGGGCUCGGUAGCAACGUUCCUAGUGGUCCAUCGGCCGCAACAUGGACGAAAGAUCCAAAGUUCAGCCAUCGCAUCAACCAUCGAAUUGGCGCAACCACCUCAAUGGACGACGGAAAACCAGUAGCGGAUCAGAUUACCAAGGCAGAGAGCUUCACAGACGCGGUCUCAAUUUUUGAGCAGAUGCUCAAAAUAUAUGCUGCCCUGGCCAUCGAUGUUUCGCCAGAUGACAUCGAUACGGAAAAGGCGUUCUAUGACUUUGGAGGUACGUUUCAUCAAUACCCUCGAGCUAUAUCAGCCGCUCCUUUUAUCCAAGUACAUACAUACUAA
Colletotrichum truncatum is the source of this 7101-nucleotide messenger RNA. Its product is annotated as pksn polyketide synthase for alternapyrone biosynthesis. Gene Ontology annotation, biological process: secondary metabolite biosynthetic process; fatty acid biosynthetic process. Lineage: Eukaryota; Fungi; Ascomycota; Sordariomycetes; Glomerellales; Glomerellaceae. Gene Ontology annotation, molecular function: 3-oxoacyl-[acyl-carrier-protein] synthase activity; fatty acid synthase activity; oxidoreductase activity. The record is from RefSeq and is a predicted model, not a curated record.